This is a messenger RNA of Thunnus maccoyii (southern bluefin tuna), 327 nucleotides long. Its product is annotated as hepcidin-like. Bases 75 to 320 code for a protein of 81 amino acids. Lineage: Eukaryota; Metazoa; Chordata; Actinopteri; Scombriformes; Scombridae. The transcript has 3 exons. The record is from RefSeq and is a predicted model, not a curated record.
GGAGCUGACAGAGUCAUCAAGAUCAGUAGAAAUCUAGCUGUUUCAAAAACCUCAACAACUCAAACUCUCCUAAGAUGAAGACAUUCAGCAUUGCAGUUGCAGUGGCCGUUGUGCUCACCUUUAUUUGCAUUCAGGAGAACUCUGCUGUCCCAGUCGUUGAAGUGCACGGGAUGGAGGUGAUGAUGAGCGACGGCGCUCCACUUGCUGCAGAUAGCGAGGCAGCAUUGGCCUUGUGGGAGGUGCUUCGCAGACAGAAGCGUGGACUUUAUUGUGGCCGGUGCUGCGACAACGGCGUCUGCAGAAAGUGCUGUUAUGCAUGAUGCUGAA